This is a messenger RNA of Triticum turgidum subsp. durum (durum wheat), 297 nucleotides long. Lineage: Eukaryota; Viridiplantae; Streptophyta; Magnoliopsida; Poales; Poaceae. The record is from the annotation of a GenBank genome assembly.
AUGUCCUGCAGGAGAUGGACAGCGAGGCCGCUGACAAGGUCUCUGAACGACGCGCUAGCGGUGGUGGCGGCAGCGACCAAGGCCGUUGACGAGAAGAUCGCGAUGGAGGAGAAGUUUUGGAACUGGAAGAUGGAGAUUGUUAGGAGGAAGCACAACCACAUCUUGUCCCUGUUCAACCUACACAAGGUGUUGGUGGAGAAGAAGCAGGGAAGCUGCUCGCUGAGAAGACCACGCAACAGAAGACCCCCACCGCUGCCGGUGUUAUCUCUAGCACGAGCUGACCACAUCGGGCGUUAG